Molecule: messenger RNA, 717 nt
Organism: Penaeus monodon (black tiger shrimp)
Lineage: Eukaryota; Metazoa; Arthropoda; Malacostraca; Decapoda; Penaeidae
Product: synaptobrevin-like
Biological process (GO): vesicle fusion; vesicle-mediated transport
Cellular component (GO): SNARE complex; plasma membrane
Molecular function (GO): SNAP receptor activity; syntaxin binding
Source: RefSeq, a predicted model, not a curated record
GACCACGAACAUCCUGAGGGUUCGUAGCCAUUAGUCAUCAUGUCUGAAACUGAUAAGACUGAGAAUGCAGAGGCAAAAGAGACUAAGGAUAAAGAGGAGUCAAAGGAGGUAGACGAAUCACAGGAGGGGGAUGGGAAAAAGGAAGGAGAUGCUUCAGGAGAAGCAAAGGGAGAAGGAGAAGGAGAAGAAAAGAAAGAAGGAGGGGAGGAGGAAGGAGGGUCUGCUGAAGGAGGUGCAGCAGCAGCGGGGGGGGCUGCUCCAGAGGGGGCCCCUCCUACGGGGGAGAAUGGCGAGAUCGUGGGAGGACCCCGAGGACCCCAGCAGGUGGCAGCACAGAAACGACUUCAACAGACUCAGGCGCAAGUCGAUGAGGUUGUGGGAAUAAUGCGAGUCAACGUGGCAAGAGUAUUGGAACGUGAUCAGAAACUGUCUGAACUUGAUGACCGAGCAGAUGCCCUUCAGCAGGGAGCCUCACAGUUUGAGCAGCAGGCUGGAAAACUAAAGAGGAAAAUGUGGUGGAAGAACAUUAAGAUGAUGAUCAUUAUGGGAGUUCACGGUCUACUUGUCUUCAUCAACAUUGUGGGGCCCUACCGUCCAAAGGGAAAUGAAAAACAAGAGGACAAUGUAGUCAACAAUAACGCUAAACCCAUCAAAACAGCCAACAUCAGGCAUAACGCCAAUAACGCCCAUCAAUCUUUGAAGUCAAGUUGGGCUUAG